AUGGAGAGAGACGAAGGAAACUUCUUUAUUAUGAUGGUAUCCCUGAAGGUUCAGGCUUUGGAUGACAAAAGAUUAGCAAACUCACCUAUGUAUGAUUGCUUCAUGUUAAGCCUCCUCUUAGGGGCUAGUUGUUCAAGACUUUCAAGUUAUAAAAAAAUUUUGUGUUUGGCUCACAAGAAACAACCUCAUCCUCUUGUUAUUCUUCGUGUUGAUUUCUCUUCUUGCCCCAAGGUCCAAAGGCUAGCUAGCUAG
This is a messenger RNA of Dovyalis caffra, 252 nucleotides long. The record is from the annotation of a GenBank genome assembly. Lineage: Eukaryota; Viridiplantae; Streptophyta; Magnoliopsida; Malpighiales; Salicaceae.